This is a messenger RNA of Hippocampus comes (tiger tail seahorse), 1123 nucleotides long. Its product is annotated as protein phosphatase 1 regulatory subunit 3B-like. Gene Ontology annotation, cellular component: protein phosphatase type 1 complex. NCBI's taxonomy places the organism in Eukaryota, Metazoa, Chordata, Actinopteri, Syngnathiformes, Syngnathidae. Gene Ontology annotation, molecular function: protein phosphatase 1 binding; glycogen binding. Gene Ontology annotation, biological process: regulation of glycogen biosynthetic process. The coding region runs from base 80 to 856 and encodes 258 amino acids. The transcript has 2 exons. The record is from RefSeq and is a predicted model, not a curated record.
AUUUUUUUUUUUUUUGCCCCCCCCCCGUUUGUUUCUCAGGGUGAUGCUAAGCUAACGCGCUAGGCAAAGCGCUGUCAAGAUGCCGACGGACAUGGCACUGCCCCUCUUCCUGUCACAGGAGGACUUUGCCUUCCGGAGAAGCCCCCAAGACCGGAGCCCCGCCUCCAGCUGCCAUGAGCACACCUCCAAGAAGACCAAGAAGCAGGUGACUUUCGCGGACCAUCGAGGCCUGCCCCUCACUAGGGUCAAGGUCUUCUCCCAGUUCAAGGACGCCAUCCACAUUCCCCACAGCGUCCGCCUCAUGCCAUCCAACCGGGACGAUGACAACGACGAGCUGGUCCUGGAUUUUACCCAGCCGGCGUCCGACUACGUCCUCUUCCGCCAGAAUCUGGACAGGAAGUGCGUGUGCCUGGAGAACUGCGUGCUGAAGGAGCGGACCCUGGCGGGGACGGUUAAGGUCAAGAACUUGUCCUUCGAGAAGCGCGUGCGGCUGCGUGUCACCUUCGACUCUUGGGAGAGCCACUCGGACGUGGAGUGCGCCUACGUCAAGGACUCGUACCCGAGCGCGUACAGCGACACAUUCUGCUUCAGCCUGGCCCUGCCUCGAUUACUGGCCCCCCACCGUCACGUGGAGUUCGCCGUCUGCUACCAGGUGGCCGGCGCGGAGUACUGGGACAGCAACCACGGGCACAACUACCGCAUCCUCUGGUCCAAGGACAAGCGGCGCCGGGACGGCGAUAGCCAAUUCGACUUGGGCAUUCACUUGGACGCCUUUGGCAGCCUCACCUGCGGACACGGAAUCCUCCCAGAGUGGCCCAGCUAUGCCAGAUAUGAGAAUGUGGGACCUUACUACUGAAGGGGGCUGCAACCUGAGCAGAAGGGAGAACAAACACAGAUGAAUAGAAAAACAAAACGCUGCUAGGUGAUGUCAUCACGUGACAUUUGUGUGGUCUUUUAAAUAAAACAUGUUGAAUGUUUUAAGCGAACGAAAAGCUUUUUUGAUAAUAAAGACGAGCUCUUUUAAAUGUGUUGGAGGAAGUCCACCAGAUUGCCCACUGUUAUAUUUUCCUUAGAAUUGUUUUUACUUGUUGAAAAUAAAACUUUUGAAGUUAUUGCUUCUGAA